CGUUGGAUCCUUGAGUCUGAACUCGUCAGUACAGCCGUGGACUUGGUAUAAACCUUCGAGAAAGUAGAUUUCCUGCUAACCUGAAUGUGUUUGUGUUACCAGGAAUCUAGAGCGGAGUGUGUUUUGGAAGUCACGGUGUGGGAGUUUUUGGAGUCGCCACUUUUCACCUUUCACGGACAUCUGCACUGUGUGGGAUUCAGGGAGAAUCGCCACGGGACCACAGUGCCGAGAUUUUGUAUAUAGUCGUGUGUUUUCCACCCCCCCUGUCAAUAAAUCCACUGUCCUUCACUAAGAGUCUCGCGUUUGGGCCCUACUUUCACUGCAACUCCACGGUCAAACAUCGCAGCCCGUGACAGAAGGAUCCAGCCAUUAUGGGCCCAGCGGACUCAAUGGAGAAGCUCAUGAGGGAGGUAACUGGCAAAGUAAAUAAGCUGUGUGACCUAUGGAUAAAUACGCCCGGAGAGGAGUUUCACUGCGCUGUGGAGAAGCGAUUGCAGGAGAUGCUUCUUUGCUUCCCCUGGGUAAUAGAGUCUCUCUAGCCGGUCGUGGCGGAUUUUUUGCUUAACACUCUCCACCUCUAUUCUCCUAACCAGGCUGCUUUCCAGCCCGACCAGCUGGUGGAACCUCAGCCUGACACGCCGGCCCCGGCAUCGUCAAAGAAGCGAUGCUCGCACCGCCGGCGCUCCUCACCGCAGCCGGAUUCCCGGACUUUUCAUCAGCCGGCUGCGCCGGUAGCCGUAGCACAGCCUGCUGCCCAGCCAGUAACUCAGUCGGAUGGAGGUCGAUACGCCUGCUGGACCUACUCUGCCGUCAGUUCACCCGUCUGUUGUUCCUGCAUCGCGGUCCAGUCUACCGCAAGUAGCUGACACACCAUCAUCACCUCCGCCCUCUGCAGCUGCUUCUCCACCAGCGUCCCAUCAGACUGCAGCGACCGCAGCACUCUCAGCUUCACCAUCUACAUCACCUACUCUACCAUCAUCUCCACCGCCUGCAGCUGCCGUAUCACCAUCUUCACCUCCCGAUCAACCAUCUGUAGUUGCAGCGCAGCCGGAGGAGCCCGCGCCGCCAGUGGAUGAGCUCAGCGAGCCAGAGGAGCCCGUGCCGCCAGUGGAUGAGCUCAGCAAGCCGGAGGGACCCACUCAACCAGAGCUGGAGGUCGGCGUGCCGGAGGGACCUCCACGCCGCCCACGUCCAGCGCGCCCUCCACGCCGCCCACGUCCAGUGCGACCAGCAGCAUGGCCGCAACCAGCAGCACGGGCGCCACGUCUUCGUCCUGCACGGCCAGCACAUCGUGGAUUGUGUGUUGUGCUACAUUGUCGCCCACCGGAGCUGCCACGUCGCUGCCACGUCGCUGCCACUGGGUGUGUGGCAGGCCACCGGAACUGUUUCACCGCUGCUGCCGGACCUGUGGCCGCCCGCCGGAGCUGCAGCGCUUCCAUCAAGGGGUUGGCGGUAGGCCGCCUGAACUGUUUUCCCACCACUGCCUGACCCACAGCGGGCUUUGCCUGUUUUGCCGUCCACGGGGUCGGCCGCCAGAACUGUUGCUGCCACUAGGGCAGUGGUUGGACUAUUGAACUGGGUUUUCCUUUUUUGUUGUCUAGUGUUGACGCACCUCUAGAGUUAUCCCACGUGAAUCGGGUGCACUGUUUGUGUAUUGAUAGUGCAUGAAUAUUGCUGACACGCUUUGCAGAUGUGAGAGCCAGAAGCAAUGCAGUCUUCAAAGACAGGAUUUUUAUUUCAACCAGGCAUUGUGUAUCAAGAUGGUGGCGCCCACAGAUGCAGCGGCUCACUGCUCUUCACGUUCGGUGCUUUGUUUUUUACUUUUUCUAUGUGCAUAUGUGUGGAUGUAUGUGUUUUUUUUAUUAUUAUACAUCGAGUAGAGUCCACUUACAGUCGUCAGGACAUUCUGAGUUUGGGAUUACGCUGUACAAGGGACAGCAAGGGACAAGUGGUGAUAGUCGGACUUGCACCACUUUUACGGCAUUUCGGAGGCCAUAAUAAGAACUCCAGGGUCUCCAUGGUUGGUUCUUCCUAGCGGCAAUCCAAACAAACAAACAAAGGAGGCAAAAGUGUGGCUGCAGGGCAGGCCCGCUAGCACAGCUAAAGAAACAACCAUUUAAGCCACCGCUUCUGAGUAUCUUCCUCUCCAACAUCAGGUCCAUAACCAACAAAAUCGACGAACUGAGAUUACAGACUGCAGUCAACAAGUGUGUACGGGACAGCAGCAUUGUACUACUCACAGAGACUUGGCUGCAGCCAUCAAUUACAGACUCGGCUAUUGAGCUAGCAGGCCACACGGUCCACCGUCACGACAGGAACGGCCACUCCGGUAAAAACAAAGGAGCGGGUUUAUGCAUCGACAUCAAUGACAGCUGGUUAAAAAAACACAAAGACUGUAGACAGCCACAGUUCCCCGGAUUUGGAAUAUUUGACUGUGAAGUGUAGACCCGUCUUCAUACCUCGCAAGUUUACUGUUGUCAUGGUAAUGGCCGUGUAUGUACCACCUGAUGCUAAUGCUAACUCGGCCAUGGAGGAGCUGCACAAGACAAUAAGCAGUCAGCAAAACUCUCAUCCUGACACAGUGCACAUCAUAGCUGGGGACUUCAACCAUGCUGACUUAAGGUCAGUAUUCCCCAGAUUUGAACAGCAUAUUAAAUGUGCAACAAGGGGAAAAAACACACUGGAUAAAGCAUACAGCAACAUCCAAAAAGGCUACAGAGCAGCCCCUCUACCAUACCUAGGUUUGUCAGACCACAUGUCCAUGCUGCUGAUCCCUGCAUACACUCCCAUUAGAAGGAGAGCCCCCCCCAGCCACAAAGACUGUGAAAACCUGGCCAGAAGGUGCAUCACAUCAGCUGCAGGACUGUUUUGAAAACACAGACUGGAGCAUGUUUGAACAUCAGGACCUCGAAGUGCACACAACAUCAGUGCUCUCAUAUAUUAACUUCUGUGUCAACACUGUCACUGUGGACAAACAUCUCCGGGUGUAUUCCAACCAGAAACCCUGGAUGAACCCUGAAGAACCGUGACGCUGCUUUCAGAUCCGGAGAUGUUAUGCAGUACAGUGCAGCCAGAUCUGAGCUGAAAAGAGGCAUCAGAGAGGCCAAGGCAGCGUACAAGAGGACGAUUGAAGACCACUUCAGCAACAACAACUCACGCCAGGUGUGGCAGGGAGUUAAACACUUAACCAACUACAAACCUUGCAAUACCACGUUAACUGAGGGUAACCUGGCGCUUGCAGAGGAGCUGAACCAUUUCUUUGCACUCUUUGAGGUGAAGGGACCAGAGGCAGCAGCAGCAAAAACAUCGGACAGCAGCAGCAGCCCAAGCCUCAUGGUGCAGGAAUAUGAGGUGAGGCGCGCAGUGAGGGCAGUGAACCCCAGGAAGGUUGCUGGUCCAGAUGGGGUGACCGGAAGGGUCCUAAAAAAGUGUGCAGACCAGCUGGCUGGGGUCUUCACUAAGAUCUUCAACACUUCACUGUUCUAGUCCUGCAUCCCGCUGUGCUUAAAGUCAGCAACAAUUGUCCCACUCCCAAAGCGUACCAACAUUAGCAGCCUCAACAACUACAGACCAGUUGCUCUAACACCUGUUAUAAUGAAGUACUUCGAGAAACUGGUCCAACGUCACAUCAUGUCCUGCCUGCCAUCCACACUUGACCGGCUCCAGUUCACAUACAGAGCUAACAGAUCAACUGAAGAUGCCAUUGCUACAAUGCCCCACACCACUAUCUCUCACCUGGAACAACAGGGGUGUUACGCCAGGCUGCUCUUUGUUGACUUUAGCUCUGCUUUCAAUACGAUACUCCCGACAGACUAAUAGUUAAACUGCUGGAUAUCAGACUUGCUUCUACCACCUGCUGCUGGAUCAGAGACUUCCUCUCAGACUGUGUACAGAGAGUUAGAGUGGGGCCUCAUCUUUCCUCAGCUUUCCUAACACCGGCUCUCCACAAGGCUGUGUAAUGAGUCCCCUACUGUACACUCUGUACACACAUGACUGUGUUAGUUCCCACCCAGACAACGCAGUCACUAAGUCUGCAGAUGAUACCACUGUGGUGGGACUCAUCUCUGGGGGAGAUGAGACGGUGUACAGAGCUGAGGUUCAGAGGCUGUCAGAUUGGUGUGUCGAAAACAACCUGGACCUCAAUACCACCAAGACAAAAG
This is a messenger RNA of Oreochromis niloticus (Nile tilapia), 4160 nucleotides long. RefSeq lists its product as uncharacterized. The transcript is spliced from 2 exons. The coding region runs from base 775 to 1488 and encodes 237 amino acids. The record is from RefSeq and is a predicted model, not a curated record. NCBI's taxonomy places the organism in Eukaryota, Metazoa, Chordata, Actinopteri, Cichliformes, Cichlidae.